GUAUCACCGUCCCCAAGUCCCAGGUUUCCAUUUUCCUCACUACUCGUCCCUUGCAUGGCAAUGUAUUUGCUAUUUGUCGAUUGGAUCAAUUUACCAAAAAUCUUGACCACUGACGUAGCCCUAUCAUAAAAGGUACAUGCAGUAAAACCCACGGUUGGGUCUUGUAGCAGAGUAGCAGAGAACUUCAUGAGAUUGGUAAAAGGCCUACAAGCUCGAACUCCAAGAUCGGUGAUCGAAAGCGUGGGACGAUGCGAGGGAGGAAAAAGAGGAUUGCGUGCCCAGUGUACGAGCGGCGGGUCGUCGCGGGCCUCGGUGAAAAUCAUCCGUCUUCUAGCCCUGGCUGCUGCUUUUGCACUGCAGGGAAAGAAAAAGGGAAAAGAAAUGGUGCGAAAACAGACGAGGAGGAGAUGCGGCAUGACGAGUCCUUGGGUCAGCAAGAAAGACGGGAUGGUGACGAGUCAAGAGAGCGGACAAAAUCCUGGCUCGCCAACAAGUCCGGGGUGUUUGAGAACAUUGAAGCUCACCCAAAGAAACAGACGAGCAAGAAGACCAAGCAAGCACGCGACCUCUUGGAAUCAAACUCCGGGCCGAGUUGGGAAAAUACCAAGGCACAAGGAUCGCUUCUCUUGUCCUGCAGGAAGCAUCGUGAACCCCUUCAAAGAUGCACCAUCAUGCCGUUUCGUCGGGUUCGUACGAAAAGAGGGGAAAGUAACGCAUGCGCGACUCAAGGGAAAGGUGGAUGUUAUGCCUUUCUUGCAAGGGAAAAACCACCCCUGAUUUGCGGGCUGUCCCUGUUUUCUUCUCAUCGUGUCUCUCUUACGGAGUAGCAUUCCCUAGGGGUCAAAAAGGACUCUAGCAGCGCAAGC
This is a messenger RNA of Aureobasidium subglaciale EXF-2481, 866 nucleotides long. RefSeq lists its product as uncharacterized. The transcript has 3 exons. The coding region runs from base 187 to 777 and encodes 196 amino acids. NCBI's taxonomy places the organism in Eukaryota, Fungi, Ascomycota, Dothideomycetes, Dothideales, Saccotheciaceae. The record is from RefSeq and is a predicted model, not a curated record.